Molecule: messenger RNA, 1535 nt
Organism: Trifolium pratense (red clover)
Lineage: Eukaryota; Viridiplantae; Streptophyta; Magnoliopsida; Fabales; Fabaceae
Product: protein MAIN-LIKE 1-like
Exons: 2
Coding region: 30-1343 (437 amino acids)
Source: RefSeq, a predicted model, not a curated record
CCGGUACUUUCCAUCUGCCCAUUGGUGAGAUGACCAUAACCCUGGAUGAUGUGUCUUGCUUGCUUCACAUUCCGAUUACCGGUAAAAUGCUCAACCACCUUGGAACGUCAUGCACAGUUGAAGAAGGUGAAGAUAUGUGUUACGAGUACCUAAACUUCUCAAGAACUGAAUGCAGAAAGGAAUUUAAAAAAAUGAAAGGAGCACAUAUUGGGUUUUUCAUGCUGGAUAAGAUAUAUACGGAAAAUAUGAAAGCUGUGGUGCGAGCUGAAAAAAAAAAGAUGCCGGAUGAUAAAGUGCAGCAUUUGAGGGAAUGCACGAUUAGAUCAUUUUUACUGUACUUGCUUGGUGCAACACUUUUCACCAACAAAAGCAUGCAGUAUGUAGAUGUCAUUUUCCUGACUUACUUGCAAGACCUAAGUUUGGUUAAUACAUGGAAUUGGGGUGCUUCUGGGUUGGCUUAUAUGUAUAACUACUUGGAUGCUGCAAGUCGCCCGAGAUGUGGAAAUCUUGGUGGUUACAACGCCAUGUUUCAUGCAUGGAUUUUGUCGCAUUUCGAGAGGUUCGGAUCGCGAUAUGUUGACACUAACUACAGCCAUAAUGAUCCAAUUGCGGCCAAGUAUUAUCCAUUUAAAGGUGGAAAAUGUCCAACUGAGCAUAGGACCACAUUGGAUCGGAUGGAGGUUGAUGAGGUAACGUGGCGCCCAUAUGAGGAUCACAGACAAACACGCCCAUUUGAAGAUAUUAGUUGGUACACCGGCUGGAUUAUGUGUGGAACCGCUAUGAUCUCUCCAUAUUUGCCAGAGCGUGUCCUCAGGCAAUUUGGACAUGUGCAGUCUAUUCCCAGACAUCCAGAUGUUUCUGCAAAGGCUGGUAUGACUCGGUUUAGUAUUGCUGAAGCAUUUGCUGAUUAUUUGGUUGCUAACUAUGUCACAGAGGAAAUGCGUGGCCCGAGAGCACAUAAUGGCUUUGAGACCGUUGACGGAUACAUUGCUUGGUUUUAUCGUGUCUCGCAUCCGAAGUUAUGGGCACCAAUUGAUGGGAACCCGAAAAGACCUGCCGAUUAUGAAGUAUUGCUUGAGGAGGACAUUGCUGCAGAAAAAUGUGACGUGUUUGAAAUUUGUAAGACGGUGCACGCAGAGGUGAGGGAAAAGCUUGAUGGUGACUUGACAUUCGAGGAGGCAAAGGAGCUACUUGAAAAGGUUUACAAUGAUUUGACGCCUGUGGUGACAUAUUCUGUGCGACGAAGGAAAAAGGCAGACUCGGGUGAAGGAAAAAAGCGAAAGAGGAAGAAGAAACGUUCAGGAGAGGAGGCUGGAGAGGAGGCUGGUCCAAGUAGUCAUUAGGAACAAAGGACUUUAAUGUAUGUCUGGGUUGUAUUUUGUAUUUUGAACAAUUGGACUUUGUAUUAUGUACGACUAAAUUUAUGUCUUGGUUGUAUUUUGAACAACGGACUUUGUAUUUUGUGCGACUAAAUUUAUGUCUCGGUUGUAUUUUGAACAAUUGGACUUUGUUUUUUGAACAAUGGAAUGUAUUGA